GAGUCCCACCGGGCGUGUAUCUAUUAUUCCUGUUUAUUUUUUUUUUCGGUUUUUAGUUUUUUACUAUUAAACGUAACGCAAAUUCCUUUUUCCCCCCAAUUGUUUCCGUCAACAACAGAUUAUGGAUUCCGUAAACCCUAAUCUCCAUAAUUCCGACAAUCCGAAGAUGAAAUUCACCAAUUAUCUCCCUCUUCUCUUAACUCUACUCUGCUUAGCUGAAAUCGGCUUCUUAUUCCGACUCGAAUCCAAUCACAAUUACUCGUUUUUCACUGAUCCGAUCGAUCAGAAGAUAUCAGGUUUGGUGCAUAACUGUGGUGGUGCUGGAGAAAGCUGUGAGGAGUGGUUGGAGAGAGAAGAUAAUGUAGCGUAUUCUAGGGAUUUUGUUAAACAACCUGUACUUAUUGCCGGUCGUGAGGAGGAUUGGAAGUCGUGUUCGGUUGGGUGUAAGUUUGGAGUUUACAAGAAGAAUGCUGAUGCUGCGUUUGGGUUGCAUAAAGAGAAUGGGACAGCUGGCAUUCUUCGGUCGAUGGAAUCGGCUCACUACUUUCCCAAGAAUGAGAUCUCCGUGGCGCGGCGAGCAGGAUACGACAUCAUUAUGACUACCAGUCUCUCCUCAGAUGUGCCUGUUGGAUACUUCUCUUGGGCAGAGUAUGAUAUAAUGGCACCUGUUGUGCCAAAAACUGAAAAAGCAUUAGCAGCUGCGUUUAUUUCUAACUGUGCUGCUCGCAACUUCCGUUUACAAGCCCUUAAGAUGCUUGAAAAUUCAAAUGUCAAGAUUGAUUCUUAUGGUCGUUGUCAUGGAAACCGUAAUGGAAAGGUUGACAAGGUUGAAACGCUUAAACGAUACAAAUUUGGCUUAGCUUUUGAGAAUGCCAAUGAAGAAGACUAUGUCACCGAAAAAUUCUUCCAGUCACUUGUUGCAGGAACGGUUCCUGUUGUUGUUGGUGCUCCAAAUAUUCAAGAUUUCGCUCCUUCGCCGAGUUCAGUUUUACAUAUCAAGGAACUAGCCAGUGUUGAGCCUGUUGUUAAAAUGAUGAAACACCUUGCAGAGAAUCUGACUGCUUAUAAUGAAUCACUACGAUGGAAAUAUGACGGGCCUUCUGAUUCUUUCAAGGCUCUUGUGGAUCUGGCUGCAGUUCAUUCUUCUUGCCGGUUAUGCAUUUUCAUUGCAACUAGAAUCUACGAGAAAGAAGAAAAAAGGCCCGAAUUCUCAAAAAGACCAUGCAAGUGUAGAACGGGCUCAGAAAUUGUAUAUCAUGUUUACGUACGAGAGAGGGGGAGGUUUGAUAUGGAGUCUAUUUUCUUAAGGUCUGGGAAUUUGAGCAUAGAGGCCUUAGAAUCUGCGGUUUUGUCAAAAUUCAAGUCUCGGAAACAUGAAACUAUAUGGAGGACGGAAAGGCCUGAAAGCAUAAGAGGUGACGAAAAGGAGCUGAAAGUUUACAGGAUAUACCCUGUUGGCAUGACUCAAAGGCAAGCUUUAUACAAAUUUAGUUUCAAAGCUAACAAUAACUCAUUUAAAAGUCACAUUAUAAGCAAUCCAUGUGCAAAGUUUGAGGUCAUCUUUGUGUAGUUAGAAUUGAAGUUAUUCGUCAUCAUGAAAGCAUCCUUAAACGUCGCUAGUUUGAUGACAUGCAAAAAUCUGGUGUGGUGAAAGUACUGCUUGUGCACUUUGAUUUUAAACACAGUGCUUUUAUAUA
Molecule: messenger RNA, 1697 nt
Organism: Helianthus annuus (common sunflower)
Lineage: Eukaryota; Viridiplantae; Streptophyta; Magnoliopsida; Asterales; Asteraceae
Product: glycoprotein 3-alpha-L-fucosyltransferase A
Exons: 7
Coding region: 122-1570 (482 amino acids)
Cellular component (GO): membrane
Molecular function (GO): fucosyltransferase activity
Source: RefSeq, a predicted model, not a curated record